This is a messenger RNA of Chanos chanos (milkfish), 1246 nucleotides long. It is a transcript of the gene gpsm3, whose product is annotated as G protein signaling modulator 3. The record is from RefSeq and is a predicted model, not a curated record. Bases 1 to 1095 code for a protein of 364 amino acids. NCBI's taxonomy places the organism in Eukaryota, Metazoa, Chordata, Actinopteri, Gonorynchiformes, Chanidae. The transcript is spliced from 4 exons. Gene Ontology annotation, biological process: regulation of inflammatory response. Gene Ontology annotation, molecular function: protein binding; GTPase regulator activity.
AUGGACUGUUUGGAGGUUAAAGUUGAAAACCCAGAGGAUGAACAGUUGGAGGCCCUCUUUAUCGUAGAGGAGGGGGACGACUUUGAGCAUGUUGUAAACAACACUGAGAAAGGAAAAGGAGCGCAGAGAAGCGAUGAAGACGACAGGGAAGAUGUGGGCGAGAUCACAGACACCGUAGAGGAAGACAGAAUCGAGAAGAACAAUAAAAAGGAUGAUAAAAACAGUGGCGAGGAGGCAGAGAGCUUGGUAAAGAAGAUGGAUGAGGAGAUUACGGACACCGAAGAGAGGACGACGGAGGAAUGCAGUGAUAAAACCGGGGAAUCGGGCAGAGAGGUUGAAAAGGAGAAGAGAGAGGAGGAGAGGGAGUCAGAGAGACAGGAUGAACAUGAAGUCAAAGAGGGAUCAGAGGAGGUAGAGGCGCCAGGGGAGCGGACAGAAGGAAGAACAGUCAAAAAGAUGGACAUAAAGAACCAAGACACAUUAACUGCCCAAGACACAGAAUCAUCCGUUAAACUCCGACCUAAAGAUAGGCUGAGUCCUGAGGAUGCACAGACAAAGGUCCACAGGGUGUCCCCAGAAUUCUCGGAUGCGUUCUGUGACCUGCUGUACACCCUGCAGGAGGGAAGGCGGCUGAACGACCAAAGAUGCUCCUUCAGGAUGGAGGCGCGUAGGAGAUGCUACUCCGAGCCCAGCACUCCUCGACACAGCCAGAGAGUGGUUUUCUCCUCGAUGACCUCGCUCCAGAAGGAGGAGUUCUUUGACCUAGUGGCCACCUCCCAGGCUCGUCGCCUGGACGACCAGAGAGCAGAACUCCAGAGCGUUCCAUCUGCGUCUCCUCCUCCCCAGCCCAAAGUCAAGCAGCGGAGGAGCAGCUGCAAGGAGUCAGAGGUUAAGAAAGCUGUUCCAACUGCUCCUCCAAAAGAGGAUCUAUACAACAUGAUCCUCACCUCCCAAGCCCAGGGAAGACUAGAGGAACAGCGGAGCGUCCCUCCAGGGCCAAUGGACGAUGAGGAUUUUUUCUCUCUCUUGUUGAGGGUCCAGGGAGGAAGAAUGGACGAGCAGAGGACUGAACUCCCAGUAGCACUUAAGUACUGAACGAGACGAAAGUCAUAGAGUGGUUUUUGCUUAAGACAGAUUGAUUUAAAUAGUUGAAGUUCUGUGAAAUAGUUAAAUAGCCACUGUAAUGUGUUCUUUUUCUUUUCUUUUCUUUUUUUUUUAGGAGAAUUUUAAGGCAAGUUUUUGUCAU